This is a messenger RNA of Psammomys obesus (fat sand rat), 943 nucleotides long. RefSeq lists its product as uncharacterized. Lineage: Eukaryota; Metazoa; Chordata; Mammalia; Rodentia; Muridae. The record is from RefSeq and is a predicted model, not a curated record. The transcript has 5 exons. The coding region runs from base 1 to 930 and encodes 309 amino acids.
AUGGUCCUGGAACUCACUCUGCAGGUCAGGCUGGCCUCAGAUGUCCCUGGUCCCCUCUGUGUGCCCUCGGCGCUGGGAUCACAAGGGGGAGGGGACAGGACAGGGUUAGCCCUGCCGACGUGGCAGCUCACCUGCAGCCCAGGCCACACCCUCCACUGGGAGAGGGUUAAAGGGACAGCGGUCUUGGCUUGCUCUGCAGCCUGCGUUUCUCAGACAGGGGAAGUGAGGCCAGGAUUCUCAGACAGGAAUCUGUCUCCUGCUCCCUUUCCAAAGCCGGCUGAGGUGUGCCAGCACAGAGGACAGCCCCGCUGGGUGCUUCCCGGUCACGUGACAGGGCAAGGCGCUCCCCUUCUCUGGUUCCCCCGUUGCCUCAUCCCUACAGAGAACGAGAAACACGUCUACCUGUCAGGACUGGGCCCAGGUAAGAACAGCAGUGACCGCUGGGCUGCUCUCCAGGAAUUCCUUCUUCCUCCCAAGAGCGACAUUUCCAUUUUAAAGCGGAGGAGACGCAGUCCCAGGAGUACAGAGAGACAUGGGGGUCCACUGCUCAGGACCCUACCUACAGACCCAAGAGUGAGUGAGAUAAGGUCCUUUCUGUGCUCCCACUGGGCCAGCAAGCAGGCACGGCCUGGACGUGCAGAACGAUGCCAGAGAGGUCAUGGACUUGCAGGCGCCGUGGAAGUGCUGUGCGAGCAGUGCAUCGUUGGUGCCCAGGACUACAGGUCCACCCAGACAAAUGUGGCUGAGGCUGGUUUAAUGGCAUGGUGGAGCAUGCGUCUAAUCCCAGCGCCGGAGGGGCAGAGGCAGGAGGGUCUCAGAGUUCGAGGGCAGCCUGGGCUACAAAGUAAGUCCAGGACAGUUGGGGCUACACAGAGAAACCCCGUCUCAAAAAAACCAAACCAAACCAAACCAAACCAAAACAAAGAGUAAGAAGUCUCCUGUC